Mus pahari (shrew mouse) is the source of this 923-nucleotide messenger RNA. RefSeq names its product TP53 target 5 (gene Tp53tg5). NCBI's taxonomy places the organism in Eukaryota, Metazoa, Chordata, Mammalia, Rodentia, Muridae. The transcript has 5 exons. The record is from RefSeq and is a predicted model, not a curated record. The coding region runs from base 69 to 785 and encodes 238 amino acids.
CCGAGUGCUGCAGUGCGAGGGGCAGGGUGCAGGCAGCACUGGUCCAGUCUUGCUCCUACAGCCCCAGCAUGAGUCCAUCUACAAAGAAGAGGCCGAGGAAUAAAGUGUCUUCUAAGAUGCAAGAUGAGAAACUGCAGGACAAGAUAACCCAGCCUGUGAGCAAAGUCAUCGAGCGGAACCGACUUAAAAUGGUAUUAAAAAACUUGUCCCUCUUGAAGCUAUUCAAGAGCUCAAAUAGCCGGAUCCAAGAACUCCAUAAGCUGGCCAGAAGGUGCUGGAAUUCAAUGUUCAAAGUUCCAAAGAUCCUGCAAAUCUCUUCCAGGGACAAGGACAAAGUGAAACAAAAUAAUACAAAGUUCCAAGAGAUUAAGGUCCUUGAAAUGAGACCAAAUUCUAAGAAGGCAGAGUCUGUAAAGGAACCCAAGCAAAAAACAUCCAAAAAGUGGAAGCCCAAGCAAGGAUCUAAGGGGUCACCUGUAGCCGGGACACGAAGAAAAAAGCAGGAACCAUUUAAAGUCUCCAAGAUAUCAAAGAGUUGUGGCUUGCAAACCAGAGCCCAGAAGAGGAAGGCAUACGUUAAGAAGCCCCGCGUUGUCUUCUUAAAGACCUACCAUCACAGAACUGCCAUGGGGAACAUGAAGCCACUGGAUAUAACCGACCAGUUGGUCUGGUUUGAGGGGCUUCCCACACGCGUACACAUCCCAGGGCGCCGGAUCAUGUGCAGAUCGUCCACCUUCCGGUGCCUCAAGCGUUCCUGCACCCGUUUCUGCUGUGCAUCACUCUGAGCUGCCUACGCACCAUCCACACAGGGUGGUGUGUAACCCUGGAUGGGAACUUGAAUUGUAUGAAGUAGAGAUGGUGCUAUCAGCUUAGUGGAAGGGAUAGGCAAGAAAGAGUCAAGUCUACAAAUAAAAUCUCCCCUA